Drosophila persimilis is the source of this 7629-nucleotide messenger RNA. RefSeq names its product kinesin-like protein KIN-7O (gene cmet). The coding region runs from base 16 to 7116 and encodes 2366 amino acids. Gene Ontology annotation, cellular component: microtubule. The record is from RefSeq and is a predicted model, not a curated record. Lineage: Eukaryota; Metazoa; Arthropoda; Insecta; Diptera; Drosophilidae. Gene Ontology annotation, biological process: mitotic cell cycle; microtubule-based movement. The transcript has 13 exons. Gene Ontology annotation, molecular function: ATP binding; plus-end-directed microtubule motor activity; microtubule binding.
GAAAUAAGCCAGAGAAUGUCUGCAAAGAGUUCAAUUCAGGUGUGCAUCAAGGUGCGCCCCUGCGAAGCCGGCAAUGCAUCGGUGUGGGAAGUGAAGGAGUCCCGCUCCAUACGCCUUAUCGACAACCAAACUGAUCCGUGUGUCUUCGACUAUGUGUUUGAUCAGAAUGGAAAUAACCAGGAGGUGUUUGACCGCAUGGCCAAGCACAUUGUCCAUGCCUGCAUGCAGGGCUUCAAUGGUACUAUUUUUGCCUACGGCCAGACGUCAUCAGGCAAAACGUACACAAUGAUGGGCGACAGGGAGAACCCGGGCGUAAUGGUUCUUGCUGCUAAGGAGAUCUUCAAGCAGAUAGCCAACGACAACGAUCGCGAGUAUUUGCUUAGAGUGGGCUACAUUGAGAUCUACAACGAGAAAGUCUACGAUCUGCUGAACAAGAAGAACCAGGACCUCAAGAUACACGAGGCCGGCAAUGGCAUUGUGAAUGUGAAUUGCGAGGAGUGCAUCAUAACCAGCGAGUCGGAUCUGCUGCGGUUCCUCAGCAUGGGCAACAAGGAGCGCACUGUGGGCGAAACCAACAUGAACGAGCGCUCCAGUCGCUCCCAUGCCAUCUUUCGCAUCAUCAUCGAAUCGCGCAAAAGCGAUCGCACUGUGGACGAUGCCGUCAUUCAGAGUGUCUUGAAUUUGGUGGACUUGGCCGGUUCUGAGCGGGCCGGGCAAACAGGUGCGAGCGGGACUCGCCUCAAGGAGGGGAGCCACAUCAACAAGAGUCUUCUGUUCCUCAGCAACGUGAUCAUGAAUCUGUCCGAAAACUUGGACAAUAAGUUCAUAAGCUUCCGCGACUCCAAAUUGACGCGGAUACUGCAGGCUUCGCUAGGAGGCAACGCCUUCACGUCCAUCAUAUGCACCAUCAAACCCUCGAUUGUAGAGGAGUCGCUAUCGACAAUCAAUUUCGCUAUGCGCGCCAAGAAGAUCCGCAUCAAGCCCGAGGUCAACGAGAUGGUCUCCGAUGCAACAAUGAUGAAGCGGCUGGAGCGGGAGAUCAAGGAGCUCAAGGACCGCCUGGCCGAGGAGCAGCGCAAGAACGAGAGCCAGCUAAAGGUGAAGCAGCUUGAGAACCGCAUCCAGAACGACAUGCUUAAGAUCAUCACUAGCAACUCGCUAAACGACAAGCGGUUUAAGAAUCGCCGCCGUACAUGGUGCCCUGCCACCUCGAUUCCAGAGAGUGCCAUCCCCACACCGCUGCAUUGCGGACCGCCAGAGCCCAAACAGGACCAUCGACAAUCGAAGCUUUCCCAUCUGCCGAAGCCGGUGUUCUUUCCCAACUCGCACAUCAGCCACCGCGCCGACAACGGUCCCAAGACCAUUAAUAUCAUGAAGUCGCUGGACAUUGGCACUAGUGAAGAGGAAUUCAGCCCAGCCGAGCUCAUCGACUUUGGUCUGAGGCCCUCGGAUGUUUUGAGGACGAAGGAGCUUAGCAGAGCUGAGCUCUCUCUCACGCCCAAUGUGGGAGUUUCAAGCUUGGUGGAGAAAACGAAAAUCGAUCGCUUGGAGCUGCAAAUGUUCACCUCGUUAGAGAAGCAGUUCGAAGGGGACUGGGAAAAGUCCCAGGCUCUGGCAGAGAAGUUGUCCGAGGUGACAGCCCAGCGCGAUGAGCUAGAGUCAGAGAGCCAAAAGAAUGCCCAGCGUUGCGAAGCCCUGCAGGCCGAGAUAGAGGCAGUCAAUGCCAAGAACACAGAGUACGAGGAGCAGCUGAAGGCCUUGAAGGAGACCAUUCAGAAGCUGGAGGUGGAGAAUCGUGAAGCUGUGAGUUUGGAAUUCGAGUACCAGUCCCACAAAACCAAAUCAAAGCUUCGAGAGACCGAUCUACUGUCGGCUCUGUCGGAAAAGGAUUUGGCCAUCGAAAAUCUGCAGAAAACUCUCGAUGAAAUCUCCCGCGAUGUCCUGCGCAACAGCAAGGAGGAGCUAAUGCGCUCCAUUUGCCCCGAGCUGGAGUCAAGCCCCGAGAGAAUCUGCACCAAAUGUCUGGAAUUUGACAGCCUCUUGGCCGAUGCCGAUACAAAGCUGAAGAACGUUCAGGUGGCCUUUACCCAGAAGACGCAGGACUGCGAGCGCCUCAAUACCCAAAUAUCCACAGCCCAUGGCGACAUGGCUAUUCUGCAGGGAAAGUACGAUAGUCUGGAGCAGAAUUUGCAGAGCCAGCAGCAGGCCAUUGAGGCCAUGGAGGCAGACUAUAAUUUACUCCAUCAGAAGUACCAGCAGCUGCAGCAGGAGUACGAGGAUCUGAGGCGAACGUCGAGUGCUUCCGAAGAGCAGGUUCUGCUGCUGGAGGCAGACAACACCAGACUGCAGGCCGAGAUUGUCACUCUGAGGGAGCGAGUGGAGGAGGCGCAGCGUCUGCUCUUGGAAGCUCCCAGUCCCGAGACCCUUGCGGAACAGUUCAAGGCCCAGAGCGAUCAGCUCAAGGCAGAGCUGGCGAAUGUCCAGACGAGCCUUGCGGAGAUGCAGGAAGAGUACAAUUGCAUGUCGAACCAGCUAAUGGACAGUGUGGAGGAAUGCGAUGUCCUACAGAACGAGGUCAGCGCUCUGCGUGAGGAACUUAAGCUGCAGCGGUCGAUGCCCAGCUGCGACAUCGAGUCCAUGAAGAGCUCAGGCGUUGGCACCGAGUGCAGUGAUCUUGAUUCCGACGCAGACAGCGGAUUUUUGGAGAAGUUUGCUCGGCUGUCAGAUUCGCUGCACGAGAUAGAGCUGCAGCAUCGCUCGGGCAGCAGUCGCCUCUUCAGGGCCACUAAGAUUCAUGAGCAGAAUGUGCCCGGCCUGAAGCUUUGCCUCGAGUCAGCUACAGACAUACACACCGUCUCUCACCCGCUCGAUGAUAAUACAGCCGAUGAGGUGUGCCUGAAGGGCGUGCUGCGACAGCACAGGUUCCAGAUUAUCAGACUCACCCAAGAGUCAGCGCCAGGGGAAGAAGAGGUGGAGAAGAGACGUCUGCUCGACCACAUUGCUCGGCUGGAGAUGGAGAUUGCGGAGAAGAAUAUGCUGAUCGAUGUCACGGAGGGAACUAUUAACGAGAUGCGCGAACAGAUGACCGACCUGGAGUCGGCUCUCCUGGAGAAGUCGGUGAUCGUCAACAAGGUUGAGUCCUACCAGCGACAGAUCGAGUCCCUAGAGAAGCAGAAUGCCGAGAUAACCAUCGUCUGUGAGGAGCUGCAGGAGAAGGUGAAGGAGAACACACUGAGCGAGAGUCUCAUGUUAUCCCAUGGCGACGAUACCCUGCCCGGCAGCACAUCCCCCUUGUUGCUGCCAGACCAGGAGGCAUCCGAGAUAGCUGCCCUCAAGACAUCCCUUUCCGAGCUGAAGGACAAAGUCGCCGAGCUCCAAGGCCGAGUGGAGAUACAACUGUUGCAGUUGCAGCAAAAGGACAACCAUAUCGAUCAGCUGCGUACGGAAAUCGACGAGCUGAAUGAGCGCUGCAUGUCCAUGGAGGUGAAGCAGGUGGAGCUCCAAUCGAAUGCCAGCCAGAAGCAGCAGCUCCUGGAACGACAAGCAGAGAAGUUGGCAGACGACGUCCAACGCAUCGACCAGCUACAGGAAACCAAUGCGAAGCUCGUCGAACGCAGCACUAAGGCUGAAGAGUCCCUGUCGGAGAUGCAGGAGCGUUUGCUGCAGAAAAAUGGAGACAUCCAGACUGUUGAAGAAGACUUAAAGAGUGCCAGAGAUCGCAUCGAGACUCUUCAAGAAGACCUAAAGAGUGCCAGAGAUCGCAUCGAGACUCUACAAGAAGAUCUGAAGAGUGCCGGAGACCACACCAAGACUGUUCAAGAAGAUCUGAAGAGUGCCGGAGAUCGCAUCGAGACUCUUGAGGAAGACCUAAAGACUGCCAGGGAUUCGAUUGAGGCCAUUGAACAAACGAAGAUAGAUGAACUGAACGCCCUUAAGCUGGAAUAUCUCGAUAAAAUAGAGCAGAGCGAGAACGAAUAUCGCGCCAACUUCCGCAAAUACAACGCGGAGUGGGAGGAGGGCAAGGAACGCUACGAACAGAACGUGGCCAGUCUCGUGGCAGACCAAGCCAAGGCUGCUGCUCAACACCAGGCAGAGCUGGAGGACAUCAGGAUAGAGCAUAAUUUGGUCUUAGAUCAGCUGAGGCAGGAGAAGCUCGAACUUGAGUCGCUUUGCGCGAAGAGCCAGGAAUUGGUGGAGGAACUACAAUCGCAGAUGAACGCCCACGACCGCAGCUCAUCCGUACAGCUGGAUGAGCUGAUAGCCGUCGAAAAGCAGAGGAAUCAAGAGCUUAAAGACAGAUGCGAGGAGCAUAUUUUGGACUACGAACAGCAGAUUUCUAAAAUCCAAGCUGACCUGGAUAAGCUGAAGGAGGAGAAGAUGGCUCUGCACUCCGAGAUCAAAGAGGCGGAAUCGCAGCAUGCGAGCACUUUGGAGAAGAUUCAACUAAUGGAGCGAGAACUGGAAACCCUGAGCAAGCAGACAGCCUUCGAGAAGGCUGAACUACUCGACAAACUUGAGACUUUCAGCUCGAAGAACAGUGAUCUCAAUGAAGAGCUACAGAGGGCCCAAAAGAAGGCUCUCAGCUUUGAAGACCUACUCUCUCAGCAUCAGAGGUUGCAAGAGUGCUUGUCCGAGGCCACUGGGGUUAACAUUACGCUAAGAGAGCAAGUAGAGAACCUACAGUGCGAGCUCAACAGUUCCCAGAAAGAGCAAAGCGAUCGAACCGUUGAAAUCGAAACACUUCGAUCGGAACUGAUCGGCGCCUUCGAAGUGAUGGACUCUGCGACAGCACAGGAGUCUCUUCUGAAGCUUCAGAUGCAGCUAAUGGAGACCAAGAUUUCUAGUCAGGCAGAAUAUUUCCAACAGGAGGUGGCAGUGCUGAAGAGUUCAAAGAACGAGCUGCAGCUGAAGCUGGAGUCCCUGCAAGAGAGCAAAACGAAGCUGGAGUCGUGCAGUCAAGACCUAGAAGUGGCAAUGAAAAAUGCCAGAAACCUCCAAAGUAUGCUGGAAGAGGAGCAACAAAUGUGUUGUUCUCUGCGCGAUGCCUACUCGAAACUGGAGGAAUCCAAUGUCCAGCUGGUGGGUCAACUAAAGGAAAAGGAUGCAGCAUGUGAGGCCUUCCAGGAUUCGUUGUCUCGGCAGAAUAAGGCUCUCGAAGAAGCCAAUGUCAAAUGCUUGGAAAUGCGGCAGGAAGUGAAGGAGGCCCGCAUGUCCGUGGAGGAACUAAAAAAUGAAUGCGAAACCCUGCGAUCAUCUCUAAAUUCCGCUUUGGCCCAGCAAGAACAAGUCCUUGCAGAAUCCGAUAAGCAAUGCCUCGAACUUCGUCAGAAAAUUGAGGAAAGUCGCCAGUUAGUAGCUCAACUCCAGGAAAAGGAAGCAGUUUGUGAGACCCUUCAGGAUUCCUUGUCUCAGAAGACACAGGCUCUCCAAGAAGCCAAUGGCAAAUGCUUGGAAAUGCGGCAGGAAUUGGAGGAGGCUCGCCAGUCCGUGGCGGCACUGACCAAAGAGUGUGAAAGUCUGCAAACGGCGCUGAAAACAACUGAGACGGAACGCGAUUCCUUGCGCAAUUCUGCGGCCCAGCAAGAACAAAUCCUUGCAGAGACCGAUAAGAAAUGCCUCGAACUGCAACAGGAAAUUAAGGAGAGUCUCCAGUUAGUUGCUCAACUCAAGGAAAAAGAUGCACUCUGUCAGACCUUCCAGGGUUCCUUGUCUCAGCAGACACAGGCUCUCCAAGAAGCCAAUGGCAAAUGCUUGGAAAUGCGGCAGGAAUUGGAGGAGGCUCGCCAGUCCGUGGCGGCACUGACCAAAGAGUGUGAAAGUCUGCAAACGGCACUGAAAACCAUUGAGGCGGAACGUGAUUCUUUGCGUAUUAGUGCAGCCCAGCAAGAACAAACUCUCGCUGAAACCAAUAAGAAAUGCUUGGAAAUGCGGCAGGAAGUGGAGGAGGCUCGUCAGUCAGUAGCUCAAGUCAAGGAAAAGGAUGCAGCAUGGGACGCCUUACAGAAUUCCUUAUCUCAGCAGAAAUUGGCUCUCGAAGUAGCCAAACAAAAAUGUUUGGAAAUGCACCAGAAAGAUGAGCAGUCUCGCAAGUCAGUGGCGACACUGACCAAAGAAUGCGAAACGCUUCGCACAACAAUGAAAACCAAUGAGACUGAUUAUCGCACUGAAAGGGAACGCGUACAGGCUACUGCGUCGAGUCUUUUGGAGGAUAAACGCAACCUAGAAGAAAAGGUGUGCACUCUGAAUGAUAUUGUGGAGAAGCUACAGGGUGACUUGACUACCCUUCAAGGACUCAAAGCCAACGCCAGCAAUGUGUCCUUUGAGUCCAAUGCGUCCAGCACGUCGCCCUCUGCACCAAGAAAAUCGAUAAGCUUUGAGUCCGACUGGCGUAAGAACCGACGGCUAAGCGUACACGAUGAGCGUCGCAGGCAGUCUUACUGGAACAACGUGCGCGAUUGGGGAACCAUGACGGAUCCCGUGGACAAUAACUGCAACUGUGUUGAGCUCAACCAAAAGCUGCAGGACUGCCAGCGAGACCUUUUUAUACGGGAGAGCCAGGUGACAGCAUUAAACAUUGAGCUCAAAAACCAUCCUCUGAAAGACGAGAAUGCCCAGCUACAAAAACGACUAUUGGAAGAACAGGAAAAAGCACGUGCCGAACUGAAGCGUCUUAAGCUGAAGAAUCAAGAUCUCACUAUGAAGGUCAAUGACAUGACUGCAGCGGCAUCAGCAUCAGUCCAAGGCCAAGCAUGCAGAAUAACCCCUGCGAUGAUCUCGGUGGAUACACAGACAGAGUCUGACUUGGAGAAGGUCCUGGAGAAGACAAACCUAAAGUAUCAAGACGCACUUAAACUGUGCCGCUUCCGCUACUCUAUGAUCCAAGAUUUGGAACAGAGACUAAAGCAAAACGAAAAUUGCGACACCUCCAACCUGACCUCCCUUACAGCAGGCCAAAUCAAUGCGCUUAAGACCCAAUGUGAGGCGUACAAGAAGGAAAUAUCAGCCAUGAACGAGAAAUACGAGUACGCUAAACGAGUGCUCAAGAUGCGCAAGGAUGAGGUGGUUGAACUGCGCGCUAAAAUCGCUGACUACGAGGCAGCCUCUACAGCCAAAUAAGUCGCUAUAACAUCAUAGUUUAGUUGUAUAUAACCUUUAGUUCUCUAUGCCCGUACCAAGAUCAAAUCGUUUAUUUCCAAUUAUUUAUUCCAUGUGAGAAGUCAAAACUUUCAAUAUUUUUCGGAGUAUUUUAAAUGUAUUUAUGUACUUGUCAUUAAGUUUAGUGUUGCAAGGUGGACAUGUAUCGAAUACACAGCUGCGCUGCCUACUGCAUAUUUCUGUACUAAUCUAAAUCUAUACGGUCCUUUAUAAUUUAAGAAUUCUAAAAGAAUUCGUCUUUAAUACCUCAUUAUUUGUGUACUUCUGUGCUGAUGAAGCAACAGGCAAUUGUGGACCUGUGGAAUUACUUACUUUUAUUAAAAAAAAAAAAAGAUCUUUGCAUCAAAUGUACCUGAAUCGAAGAAAGGAACCCCCAGCAAAUGUGCAGAUAGAACAUAUAGAAACACCAUAAACAUUGUUCUUCAUAACGCGGCUUUAUUGUAAUUUCAAUAAAUAUUUAUAACUUUCUAAGCA